CACAGCCUGAAAAUGUCGGCGUUUUUAGGGAAAGCAUGACCCUGGAAAACACCUUAUAAAAUCAUGGAUUUUUCAUAUCAGGGCUUAUUUUUUGGAGACUUUAGCGGUCUUCCAGAUGACGAGAAAUAUAGAAUUUGUGAGGUGAUGCGACCGAAAAAAGGAGACAGAGCUGGAGUUGAGUUACCCUUUGAUGAGACUUGUCUUGGAAAUUCUUCAACAGAUGUGAUUUUCUCUGACGAAGCUGGUCAUUCCCUCAGCUUAGCAGAGAUGGAAAAAUUAAACGUUCAUGCUCAAGAAUUUGUUCCUGUGCCAUCAGCAGAGACUGCUACAAAACCAGUAGAUUUUGAACAAGUUGAUCAUACUUCUAGGAACCGAUAUGUGAUGGGUCAAACAGAACACCAGGAGCAUAGUCUUCGUCCGCCACCUGGGUAUGGGGCACUGCCACCUGGUGGUGCAUUUCAGCAACAAAAUGAUGUUGUUUUCAUGGGUGAUCCAAUGCCCGGGCAUGAUUCUGGACAGAGUACAGAAAGUGAACAGUCUGCUAAGAGUCGAGAUGCAACCACCAAGUCAUACGAGCGUAGAAAUAAAAAGAAACGUCCUCCAGGUUAUUACAAUCAGUUAGAGUGUUACAGAACUAAGGAGGAUAGUCUCCAAGUUGAUGGUAAAGUGCCUUCAGACCUGCUGGCUAGUGCCCAGAAUCGGUCAAAUUCACUUGGACAUGUUGGAAGUAAUGUGUGUAGUCAGCAAAAUGUUUAUCCGCAAAAAUCGCUGAGUCAUGUUCACUCCUCUGAUAGUGUCACAAUAGACAUCGAAAUGGACGAUGAUAGUGUUUAUUCAAAUGAGACAACAAAUUUAGAAUUUGGUGUUUCCAACAUGACGAUAGAGAAUUCACAUUUUGAUCCAAGGUCAAGGACAGAGCAGCCAAUGGCUACUGAUGUAAAUAGAUUUAGCACAGAUGAUAAGUGUAUAUUUGCGUCGGAUGUGACUAUGGAACCUGAACAAGUGAUAGAAAAUAAUGUACAUAAAAUGGUGCCGCAUCGUUCAGAUAAUAUUCAAAAUAUUGAAAAGUCGAGUAAAGAAACAAUUCAAACUGGUCCUGUGGAUUGGUUUGACGCUGAUGGAAAUAUCCCGGUGUCCAAACCAGAAACCACACAGAUUCAAACAAAGCCACACGAAACUGAGGUGGCGGAUUUCCAUCGCAAGAUUUCUGAAAGUGAGAACAGUGUGCUGUCUGCUGAGGUGAAAGAGACCUCUCCAUCCCCCGUUGCCGAGCCUGCUGCUAUGCCUGUCCCGGCCGCCAAACCCACAUCUUGGGCUUCGUUAUUCAAGAACACUACCCCAAGCCAACCGGCACGUGGGCCGAUGCCAUUUGUCAGCCAGGCAAACCCGGAGGAUCGUGCCCGUGAAGCCCAGAAGGAGAAAUUGGAAAAGAUAGAAACCGUCUCACUUGAGGAUGAUAAAACAGCUAAGCAUAUUGGGAAUCAACUCUUAGAUAUUCAACUGAGCCACCGUCCAGCAUCACUGCAACCAAGAGGGCUCAUCAAUCGUGGAAACUGGUGCUAUGUUAAUGCUACUCUCCAAGCUCUCUUGGCCUGUCCUCCAUUCUUCAAUCUUCUAAAAUCACUGUCCGCCAUCAAAGAGAAGCUGCGAGGUCCGAGCUCAACACCGAUCACUGACAGUCUAUUGGUGUUUGUCAAUGAGUUCUCAUUCAUGAAGUUUCCUGGAAUGAAAAAUCCUGGCAAACGUGAUCGCAUCCAGGACAUCAGCCCUGGUAUACCAUUUGAGCCAUCGUAUGUCUAUAAGAUGCUGACCAAAAUCAAGUCAACAGAUGCAUUUAAGCAAGGUAAACAAGAGGAUGCGGAAGAGUUCUUGUCAUGUGUUCUGAACGGCAUUCACGAUGAGAUGGUGGCAGUCAUGGAUCUUGCCAAGGGAAAACCAGCGCAAGAGAAAGGGAAACUUCAAAAUCUUGGGGAGCGCUUGCGGUCAGCUGGUGAGGCUAAUCACGAGGAAUCCAAUGGCUACGUUAACGAUAAUGAGUCAAGUGAAGAGGAUGAUGAGUGGAAACAGGUGGGACCCAAGAAGAAGAGCGUGGUCACACGAGUGGCCGAUUUCUCCAAGUCUCCCGUGUCUAACAUCUUCUGUGGUCAGAUCAGAUCGGUCCUCCACCAAAGCGGCUCGCGCGAAUCUGCCACCCUCGAGCCCUUCUUCACCCUGCCCUUAGACAUCCAAUCGGAGAAGGUCUGGACCGUCAAAGAUGCAUUGGACGGCUUCGUCAGUCGGGAGUCUCUCCAGGGGUUUACCUGCUCCAAGACGAAGGUGGAGAUAGAGGCAACGCGGCGUAUAAUGUUGGAGGUGCUGCCCCCUGUCUUGAUCCUUCAUCUAAAGUGCUUCGUUUACAACAAGGAUGGAGGGAUUCAGAAGGUUAUCAAGAAAAUCGAUUAUGGCAUUGAUUUAGAAGUCAAUAAAGAUUUGCUCUCCACCAACCUGAAAGGAAAGGUCUCAAAUCAACAAAGAUCUUAUAAACUGUUUGCAGUUAUCUACCAUCUUGGCAAGCACGCCGCUGGCGGCCAUUACACUGUCGACAUCUACCACAACGGCAUCAACGGCUGGAUACGCAUUGACGACGGCAUGGUCAAGGUUAUCCCUGUCGGUCAAGUCUUGAAAUUCACAGCUCCAAAAGUUCCAUAUCUCCUAUAUUAUAGGCGAUGUGAUCUGCUCUCUGCCUAAAGGAUUGGUGAGAAAUCCAACUUACAAAACUGAAGGAUUUCCUUGAGAUAUACCGGUAUUCGAUAUUCAUGAAGAGUGAAAACACACAAAAGUAUUUGGGCCCAGUAGUUUAGUGGUUCGGUCAAAAAACAAAGGUCAGUGUGGUGGGCAGUUUGAGUUUGGUGAUAAAUUACUGUUGAAUAGUAAGUAGAUUGGCACAACACUGCUUUUCAUUGUUGUAACUGCAGGCGCAGUGAGCAUUUAAAACAACCCAGAAAUAUCUGAGUGAAUUUCAGCACACACUUUGCUACAAUUGGUAAAUUUAUGUUUGGCUGCCCAUGGGAAUGCAAAAAAUCCCAAGCUAAUCCAUGGACCCCACCAUUGUGUGACAUCACAGGAUGGCAUAUUACAUCAUCAGGCCUUGAAAUAAAAAAAUAUUGGGGCACUAGUUUCGGAGCCAUUUUGGCCUUGGGUACUGAAAAAUGUGAAAGAAAGUUGAGAGGGCACAAAGUCAUUUUGGAGAGCGACGACUGCCUUGGCAGCGGUUGCAGUGGUUAAAUUCAACCUCUGCAUCUUAUACUGACCUCUAUUGUGGUUGGAUUAAUGUGGUUAUUUGAUUCAACUUGUCAAAUCAGACAGAUACUGCAGCUGCCUUUUCUAUUAUUGUAUUAAACCUACGCAGUAGUAGGAAAAUCCCAUAAAAUGCCUCUGACCUUUAUUGCUAUAAGUAAUUGAUCAAUCUCACUGGGCCCAUAGUGUAGAUAUGUAUAUUUUCAAGUGACUUCUAAUGUAAAUACAUGUACCUAGCUUACAUGCGAUGAUGUGGGUUUGUACAGCUAAUAUCUAGCUUAUGAGGAUCUCCUGUGGCUUUGAAUAGUCUUACGUCCACUGGUAUGCAUUUGCUGGGGCAUUAUGAUGCUAAUCUAACUUAAGGUACAAAAGUCAGCUAGGGGAAAAAAUUCUCACUGAUCUAAGGGGAGAAAUUAUGUAUAUAGCAGAUCUUUUGGAUUUCUCAUGCUGAUAAAAAAUAAAUCAGAAUGGUGUCUGCCACUUUUUAAUCGAGUGCUUACUGUGUAUAUAUGUGUACAAAAACCUGCAAAACUUGCUGUUAAGGCUAAAAAAGCUAUGGCAGUGACAGUAUAUAUAUGAAUUUACAGUUUUAAAACUGUAGUCCCAUGUUGCAUUAGUUGUCAGACAACUAAUUAAGGAGUACGCCGUUCAUAAUUACUUGUCGUCCGGUUAAAUAAAAAUCCGCCAAUAUACAAUGCCGUAGUGCAGUUAUUGUGAAUACAAAUUUGUCUAAACUUGGUAUUCAUAGUAUUUGUAUAUCAGUCUACACAAUGGCAAUGUUGAAAUUUAUAUUUAGUAUGUAUUUUCGCAAUUGAACAUUUCUCAAUUCAAUUAAAAUUCAAAGUUUUUAACGAAUGGCGUAGGCCUUUGUAGACUAUUGGUUGAAGUUGAUAACUUUUUGUUUCUGUUCUGGUGUGGUCAGGAUGAUGAAGUGAUUGUGUUAAUUGGACAAAUGACAUUUUGAGGGGAUGCCUGUCAAGCUGCUACCAAGUUGCAAUAUCAAAGCAGCAGUGUUUCUCAAGCUUUUUAUUCAAUAAAAAGUUAUGGUUUGGGGUUCCGGCUGGCGCUUCAAUCAUUAGUAUGCUAGUAUCAGGAACGAUUCUUGUGAAUAUUUGAGACAUUUAUACAAACAAUUGUGUAAUAUUUCAUUUGUGAUUUGGCUACUUGUAACAUAAAGUCAUACUACGAAUAUUUGCUGCCAUAUGAUAAAAAGUCGCAAAUGUACCAAGCUUUAUGAAAUGGGUUCUGAUUGCGGGCCUUUCAGGCACUUUCCAGGGUAAUUCAGUGCCAACUUUGAUUCAGAAAAGACUCUGUCAUUCUGAUACCAAGGAUUUGUUAAAUACUUGCUAUACAUGCAUGCAUUGUACAGGGGUUUGUUUUUUCUACUGCAUUGUCAAAAGUCAAUGGUGUGAUCAGGGCAUCAACACAUAAGUAUAAGAGAGGUGUUGAACUGAUCUUGGAAAAUUCCAUAUGCAUUGUGGCAACUUUGAAUUUGGAUUAUAAUUUGCAUAAAAUUUACACAUUUUGCUGCACAAAUGGCUUAGUUGUUGGAUUUGAUAGGGGGGGGGGGGGGGUAUUGAGUAAUGUGCGCCUUUGUAGUUCGCGAUGCUUCUGGUCCGUUUCAAUUUGUGAGUUUCUGGUGUCGAGGUGUAAGGAUACGUUCUCAGUGGUUGGGCUCACGUUCUAGUUGGUCCGAGACAUACACUUUGGAGCCUCAGAAAAGGAUUGGAAAUAAAAUUCAACUUCUCAAUCUUGGUUGUGGGAGUGUAGGAUGUGCUUUUUUACUCUGCUUGAAAGUUGAGAGAAGGACUAACCACAGAAUAGAAGCACAACAAAGUUUGUUCAAUGUUUUUGGAAGCAAAUUAAUUCCAAAGAAAACAGAACGCGUUAUGGACGUUUAGAAAUUUUCCUAAAUUUGGAAGUGCCGUUUUCAGAGACGGACGUACCGGUGAAUGUGAUGAAAAAAAUAUAAAAUAGUUUGCUGAAGUUUUGGUUUUGGAUGCACAAUCUACUUGGAGCUGUUUGUGACUGUUAGAAUGUUAUAUGCAAAGGUUGUUGAGAGGUAUUUUGUUCCAGUGCCUGACGUGCGCCUGAUUUGUUUGUGGGAUGGAUGUUCCUUGGUGCUGAGAUUAAUGGUUGAUGUUUAAAUGAUGUUCAAGCGUUCCCGAAUUAGGUUCCACCCAAAAUUUACCAUGAGAUGCUAUUGAGCUUCUCCAUGGUUUUCUGUUGCAAUUGCAAGACAUUUGUUUGGGGAAGAUGGAGAUGAGUCGUUAAUAGUCAAAGGAUAUUAAGGUGUAAUAAUGCUAAAAAUCUGGCGCAUCGGAUUGGACUACCUGGUUACAAGAAAAAAUGUGGGCUCACCCGAAUGCUAUGGCUUAGGCCUUGUAAGGAGAUGAGUCGUUUCAUAUCCCUUUCACCGCUCAAUUUUUGUCUGUUACAAAAUGCGCCUUUUCUGUAGAGUUGUCUCUAAGGUUUCCCAAAAGUGUAGGCAAAGUCAAUUUUAAGUUCACCUGCACAUGAAUUCAACAAUGCUGCUACAUGUAUACCGUAAUGUAGGACAUCUCCAAGUUUUAAAGGGUCACUGCACCCUGCUUUUAUAGUUUGAAGCAUGAGUGCCUGUUUGUUGCCACUCGGUGACGAGUUGUAAAUAUAGUUAUAAAAAAUCUGAAUAUGUUAAAAAGUUGGUCAUAUGAGCAUUUCAGACUUGAAAGUAAUGUUGUGGGGGGGGGUGUCGAAAGAGAAAGGUUACUGGAUCUUUUCGUGGUGUAAGAUGAUAUUUGAUGCCUUUCAAACAAUAAGGAGGGCUGCACCAUGGCAAAUCAAAAAUAAUUGGGCGAUUGGAGGACCGAUUCAUGCAAUUCUACAUUUUCUUGUUUCUGAUUCCUAAUUUGUGUACCAAUCCUCUGCUUUGUAAUUAUUUCUUCAAGAGAAUCUGUAACUGUCGUUUAUCCCCGCAUGUACAUGUUUCUUUUUCAGUUACUUCUUGCGCUGGGCCGGGGAGGAGGAUAAUGGUUUGGGAUACAAAGCGUUUUAUGUUCUGUUGCAGUUUAGGGCGAUAGGCAAUGCCGAAAUAUUUGUUAGUGAUAUCACUUAUGACACGAAAAUAUUGCUUAACAUGCUUUGUUAUUGCUAAAGGAUCUUGUUGGGUGUCCUAAUGAGCUUGUUUAUGCUAGAUUGAUUGCUUAAUAUAGUCUCUGAAAGGGAUGUGACCUUUCUGAUUUUUUCCAGCUUAAAAAGUGAUUAUUUGACAGCAGAAAUAGAAAGGUCAAUGCCUCAGUUCUGUGUGGAGCUCUAAAUUUCUGACACCGGAUCAAAAAUCAGGAGUUUAGAGUGAUACUUUUGUCAAUAGAGCAGUUCCAGGAAAAAACAUUUUCAGGUGGAAAUUUUUUUCAACUUUUUUACUCUCAACACCACCAGUGCCAGGCACCAGGUUUAUGUCUGAACAGUUUGCUGGUAUUGAAAUACUUGGUCCAAACAAGUAUCUCAUGGUACUAAAAAACAGUCGGUAUCCUCGGAGAAAUUUUGGUCAUGCAACAGGAUACUGUUCCAACCGGAAAAUGGUGAUAGCAGAGCUGUAGCAAGACAAUUCUGUGCAGAGAUUAGAAUUGUUUGACAAGUUGAUUAUCCAUGCAUCCCCCUCAAUCCAAAAAGUAUUCUACAGGGUGGCCCAGAAUUAUUUUCCCUCACACAACGGAUACACAAUAAAAUUCUAAAUUGUGCAAGGGAAAAUAAUUCUGGGCCACCGUGUACAUACCACCACUGUACAUAAACUCUAUAUAAAACUACUUGCUAAAGACGUUAAAGGGGCAAAAUCAUAAACUGAUGGACCAGAAUCUGUAAAAAAAAUUAUGUGCAGAGAAUAAAUGUGCUUAGGUCGUCUUCUCUGGGCAUGCAAUUUACUUCAGGCUACUUGUGCUGGGGCCUUUUCCAAAUGCCUGCCUAACAGAAACAAGUUAGGUUUCUUCAAUGUAACUACAUUGUAACUGCAAAAUAUUCGACCUUUUGGAUUUUCAUACAUCCAGUUGUGACCCAGCAUGACUGGUACGUAACCCGUACGUUAUUUUAUACAACAUUAUACUCAUCACGCUGUGAAAUAAUGCAAAAGUGUGCUAUUGGAUUUGGAAAUGGUGUGUGCAUACUUAAUUUCUUAUAAUUUAAAUUCAUAAUUUAUUAUUUCGUCGACUGAUUAAUAUGUAACAGUGAUGUUAUACAGGAUUAGGUCAUAAAACGUGUGUUCAGGAUGAAAGUUUAAAAUAUCCAAAAAUGUUCUGUCAGACAUUUGAAUAAUGUCAGCAGUUGAAAAUGACGCGUCAGGUCCUGUCAUUGGGUGAUAUGAAUAAAGACGAGCAAAUGCUUUUAUCUAAAACUCCAUGUACAUUUACACAAAGCCUUUCUGUACAAAAUUGAAGUAAAAGCAUUUGCUAGACUUUAUUCAUAUCGGCCAUUGUUUUGUCAUUCCAGUAACCCUGCUUCUUCCAAGGAGUGGGAUUUUGGGAUUGACGCAUAUUCUUUAACACUGUAAAGUUGCACUGUUUAGCACUGUUAAUAUACAGGGUGGCCACGAAUUAUUUUCCUUGUGAUUUGGAAGCGGGUUAUUGUGCAGCUUAAGUGUAAAAUGUACAAUACUCUGUUUCCAAAUCAUGUGACAUAGGGAAAAUAAUUCUGGGCCACACUGUAGUGUACUAAACUCUGUGCCUCGUUCUGGCGGGAGUGGUUUUUGGUUGAGUCAAAAAUUGAGGCAGUCAAGGUCGCUGUGACCUCAUCUCUAUGUUUAGUUAAGUUGUUUUGGAAUAGAAAUUGAUACUGUGAGUGGAGCUGUAAUUUCGCCCAAAACGUCAGCUGUCCCCUUGGUUUUGGACUGUAUAUUUCAGCUCUACCCUCACUCGCAGUGUUGGUGAGAUGACCAAUACCUCCAGUUGGGUAUCAAUUCCUUAAACUCGAGGUAGGCCUGCAUGUGUCUGCAGAUGUCCAAGUUGCACCAUUGGUGUGAUUUGUUGAAGUUGGUAUUACCUGUCAAGAGUUCUGGACAUUUCCAGCUUGGCUCUUUCUGUGAAGGGACGCAGCAAAUUCUGACAAAUGGGAUGACCCGAGCAAGUUCAGGUUCUGACUUAAUAAUGCUAUAGAUUGAACACAGGAUUUAUCAUGCUCUGCCUGUCCUGAAAUAUUCUAGGGGAGAAUUUCUUUGUUUGGGGCGUAGAAUGAAUAAAUGAAUCAUUAUUUGAUGAAGAAAAUGGCUGAAGAGCUUGGUGUUGAACAUAAGUUUACUGUUUCUUAUAGCGUUGCUUUCUUAUGAAGAAAUAAUGUAUAUUACAUUGAAAUUGCUUUUGCAGUUAUUACCGCUUCUUGUAUAGGACUUCGUCAGGAUCAUGAGUGUUAGGAAAACACAAUGCCUCUCUCUUCAUUGUUUUAAUACACAUGUUGAUUCUUCUUCUUCUACAGCGUUCACUCUGCACUUGGAGGUGAUUUUCUCCAGGGAGUAUUCCUCCUCCAAGGCGGAAUGAACGUUUAUGCGUGACACUACGGUUUAUGCGCCAAUUGGGUUUAUUGGCCUAGCGACUCCGACUUCGGCCAAAGGUAGAGUCCACGCAAGCUACUCAUGUUUCCCACUUGAUGGGGUCUUUAACCUGCCCUGGCAUAGACACCAGAUACAAGGAACAUCGGUUUUAAGUCUCAUUCGAAGGACUGUGAAGAGUCAGGAAUUUUAGUUCAUUGAAAGCCACGCUGGUUCAUCCAGAAAUACAAUCCUGGAUUCUCCCCGGCAUUAAACCCGGGCCCUUUUGCGUGGUAGCCAGCAGUGUUAACCACUAGGCUAUGAAGCUCCCUGAACAUGUUGAUUGAAAACAAGUCCCUUGGCUGAACCGGUAGGCAUUGUGUAUUCCUAAUGAAACGUUUUAUCGUUUGCUAAUGACUGUUGAUAGCAGAGUUUUCCUUGAUUUAUAUUCAAAACAGCUUAUGUCCAUUGUCAGAUGACAAGCCAAUAUGCGUAUGUAUUUUUGGAAUUGCAACACAAUAUUUGAAAGUGAGACGGUAAAAAUGAAAGAUGAAAAUGGGGUGUCCUGAAAAGAACAGGUAUUUGAUUAGUUUCAAGGAUUAGUUUUAAAUGAUUUACUACAGUCCUAAUCACAAUUGACAUCCCUCAAUUCGUCGUCCCAAAGACAAUUGACAUCCCUAAAUUUUGUUUAUGUUUAUGCGUUACAUGUACAUGCAUGUUCCUGUAACUUAGAUACAUGCGUGCAGCCUAUAUUGCUCAACCCUGUGGAUAGGUGGCACCAAUUUUCCGACUGCAAUUUUACCGUGAGCUGCUUGGAAACGUUUUCUGCCGUGGGAUUACCGGUUUUACCGCUUGAGAUACACAAACCUUCACGGUAAUACAUCUGUGUAUGUAACUCUUGUGUAGGUACUACAGGGUGGCCAAGAAUUAUUUUUCCCAUGCACAAUAGAAUUCUAUUGUGUAUCUAUUGUGUGAGGGAAAAAAAUAAUUCUGGGCGGCCCUGUAGAGCGUAGGUUGUGCGCAGCUUGCCCAAAGCAGGGGUAUGUCAUUUGUGACUAGGACUGUAGUGAUGGAAAUACAUGUAACUACUAAAGAAUUUGCAAGUAUUGAUCAGGAAAACUUACUGGAACAUCCUGUAUUUAUAUUUGUUUGAUGAAGCGAGUCAUUACUAAACUGUCUGUGUUUGCUUUACACAUGUAAUUACAUACAGUGGAACCUCCCUUAGCUGGCACCUCUCUAUUAAGGACAACCUCUUUAUUAAGGACACUAGUUUUGGUCCCAAAUUGGUUGUUUCCAUUCAAUUUGACCUCUCUAAUCAGGACACCACUCUAUUAAGGACAGCACUUGUCAGUCCUGAGGGUGUCCUUAAUAGAGAGGUUCUACUCUAUUGACUUUGCCGUUAUGGUGUUGUUGAAGAUCACAUGAAAACCAGGGUCUGGUUGUUAGAAAGCAUGUUAGCUCAUAUCAUCAUGCUGACGUGUUGAUACAUGUGCAAAGAUGUACAUGAAACAACAUGUCAACAUGAUGUUAUUAUUUAAAGGUAACAUGCUUUCCUAUGACCGGGCCCAGAUGAUAUUUGCUGUAUGAUCAUUUGAAGAGUUCGAUUGAGAAUAUGAAUUUGGAAGUAUUUUAGGAUUGUCUAAAUCUAAUGAAAAUAUGUUAGAAAGAUUUUGGUGACUGAUGUCAAAAGUACAGUCUGAAUCAUAGUGAUAUAAACACCUGGUGUCAUCAAUUUUCCCAUGCUUGCACCUUCUGGUAGUGCUCAAAAUACAGUUCAUCAAGGGAGGAGUUCCAAUGCUUUGCGAUAAUAGUAUGAUGUAGACCGCACUUGAUCUUGCGGCAUUAAUCUUUGCCAGAAUCGAGUGCAAAAGGGACCAUUGUACAAUCUGCUAGCAAACACAUCAUUAGAAAUGCUCGCACAAAUAAACUGUGUGAAGUUUGAUUCAAAAUAUUCUUUACGCGUCACCCUGUGAAUAAAACAGCAGUGGUAUACACUCUUAGUUAUUGUACAUACUUCAAAAUUGAAUCUUUACAGUAGUUGACGCUGUGGUAAUUAUCGGAUAAUCAUUUGUUUUUUGACUGCAACGUAUGAGGCUCUGCAGAGCACACCCUGGUUGGAUUUCUUUAAAGUUUGUUCUUUAUUGAAAUAAGUUUGACCAAAAAAGCAUAUUGAAAAAUUUCUUUAAGGAGGUUCAGUCGUGCUUUUGGGUAUGUUGAUUGUUGCAAGCCCAUAUAAUUGGUCCAGAAGUGGGUGAUGAACAAUGCUGUGAAGAAAUUUGGUCCAAAAUAUGUUCAAUGGAGCAUUUCAUCUAGAUUGGUCAAGAAAUAAAUCAAUCGGGAUAGAAAAUUCGCAUUCGAUGGACAAUUUACACAAAUACGUAGAAAAAACUUUGUGUUUGCCAUGGUAAUUGAAAUUAGAAAAUCAGUGAGAUUUGGCCGCAAAGCACGUAUCAAUAAAAAACAAUUUUCAAGGACAUCCAACUACAUGUAGUACUUCAUACGUUGCAAACAAAGACAAAGCGAAAGGACUAGAGGUGACGGGUCUCACAAAAAUCAGGCCAGUUAAAAUAGACAGAAGACCAUUGAAUUGGUUUUGCCAUCAAUGUGUUUAAUACUACACUUAGUUGGUGUAUUUCUACGAUGGAAAACUAUCCGAGUUACUUUGGCCAAGCAUUAAAUGCAGCCCAAGGUGAUUGCAUCACAACUCCAUAAUGUUGAAUUGAGGUUGAUUUGGAAUGAAGACCAUGUUGUAAUCGACGAUGUUAAUUCUCAGUAGUGUCUCUUGGAGACAACAGAUAUAAAUAUUGAUGUAAGUUGAAGAUGAUAUGAAAAAAACAUCAUGGUCGCGGUA
Lineus longissimus is the source of this 11618-nucleotide messenger RNA. RefSeq names its product ubiquitin carboxyl-terminal hydrolase 10-like. The coding region runs from base 64 to 2727 and encodes 887 amino acids. The transcript has 12 exons. Gene Ontology annotation, molecular function: cysteine-type deubiquitinase activity. Gene Ontology annotation, biological process: protein deubiquitination; regulation of autophagy; DNA damage response, signal transduction by p53 class mediator. The record is from RefSeq and is a predicted model, not a curated record. Lineage: Eukaryota; Metazoa; Nemertea; Pilidiophora; Heteronemertea; Lineidae. Gene Ontology annotation, cellular component: cytosol; nucleus.